This is a messenger RNA of Thunnus maccoyii (southern bluefin tuna), 1540 nucleotides long. RefSeq names its product mitochondrial rRNA methyltransferase 3a (gene mrm3a). The record is from RefSeq and is a predicted model, not a curated record. The coding region runs from base 36 to 1409 and encodes 457 amino acids. Gene Ontology annotation, biological process: RNA processing. Gene Ontology annotation, molecular function: RNA methyltransferase activity; RNA binding. NCBI's taxonomy places the organism in Eukaryota, Metazoa, Chordata, Actinopteri, Scombriformes, Scombridae. The transcript is spliced from 4 exons.
AUUAUGUUAGACCAGCGAAGAAGAAACGGGGCAAAAUGGCAGCUACCUACACAAGAAGCGUGAUAAAUUUCCUCUCAUUAGAGCGAAAUGCUCUCUUAUCAAGAGGAAACGGGUUUCUUGUGGAGUCAAAAAGGUAUGUGCGUGGACUGAGAAGGAGACCUGUUAGAGUGUUACUUCCCGAAAACGAGACAGGUGAAGUCCUGAAGCAGUCUGAGCCAGCAGUGCAAAACAUGAAGAGGCAAAAGGAGGCGAAAGUCACUGUAACCUCAGCGCAGCAUCCCGGAGAAAGUGACCUUGUGAGGGCGAGGACCGGCGUGCAGUCACCUAUGAAGUAUGCUCAUGUAGCUGCUACAAAGGAUCAGAUUGAUGGGCUCCGCUUCGAGAGGGCUUUCCCCGGAGAUAAAAGACUGGCGAGGGUAGUGAGUGUUGCCCGUUCCAGGACGUUUCGGGAGCAUCAGGGUAAAAUCCUUCUGGAGGGCAGGCGUCUGAUCUGUGAUGCCCUGAACGCUGGCGCCAUCCCACAGAUGGUGUUCUUCAGUACUGUGGAUCGGCUCCGAGAGCUCCCCUUAGACAAGCUGAAAAGGGCCACUUUAGUCAAAGUCAAAUUUGAGGACAUCAAGAUCUGGUCUGACCUUGUGGCCCCACAAGGAGUGAUAGCCAUCUUUUCUCGCCCGGACCCAUCACGGCUGAACUUUGUAAACACAAGUCAUUCAGUGCCAAUGUCCCUGAUAUGCGACAACAUCCGUGACCCUGGCAACCUUGGGACUAUACUGCGAUGUGCUGCUGCUGCUGGGUGCCAGAAUGUCCUGCUCACCAAAGGUUGUGUUGAUGCUUGGGAGCCUAAAGUACUGCGUGGAGCAAUGGGUGCUCAUUUCCGUCUUCCUGUUUAUCCCAGUUUGAGCUGGGAUGAUAUCGAAAAUCACCUCCCAAAACCUGUGACUGUUCAUGUGGCUGACAACAGCUGUGACGAAAGUAGAGAAACUGGGGACGUACAAGUUAAUGCUUCUCACAAACCCUCCAAAGCAGGAGACUAUGGCUGGAUCAGCGCAAAGAAUAAUCGAAACAACAUGCGCUAUGAGGAAUACGAUCUGGACUCUGACACCGAUUGUGAAGAUGAAGGACUUUCACUCCCCAGAGUGGACUCCAAGCUGUACCAUGAAAGCUGGGCUCAGAGUCCCACUGCUCUUGUGAUAGGUGGUGAGACACAUGGUCUCAGUCUAGAAGCAGUCCAGCUGGCAGAGAAAACUGCCGGUCAAAGGUUGUUUAUUCCCAUCGUUCCUGAUGUGGACAGCUUGAAUUCAGCCAUGGCUGCCAGUAUCCUUUUGUUUGAGGGCAGGAAACAACUGUUAAAGCUAAUUCAGACAUCUGGAAGGAAAUGGAAAUCUAAAGCUGAGCGGCAGUUUUCAUGAUGUUCCCUCUAAAUAUAAGUAUUGUGUAAGAUUUCCUGUGUCCAUUUAUUCUUACUACCAAAGACUGAACAGAAUAAUUUAAAUGUCCAAUGUACGUCCUGUUCUGCAAAUAUUAAAACACUGAAUUUCAA